Molecule: messenger RNA, 721 nt
Organism: Linderina pennispora
Lineage: Eukaryota; Fungi; Kickxellomycota; Kickxellomycetes; Kickxellales; Kickxellaceae
Exons: 3
Coding region: 336-719 (127 amino acids)
Source: RefSeq, a predicted model, not a curated record
AUCAAUCUCCAACAGAUCCUUCAACCGCACGCCGCUGCAUCGACUGCGAGAGCAGCGCUGGAGUUUUCGAGUCCGGCAGUCUUGAAUGGAUUAUGCCGGUCCGGACGGUGGUGGAUGAGCUGACUGGGCUCCUGCUUGCGACGGCUUGGAGUGUCGCUUCAUUGAGCUACACUCCGCCGUUAUCGAUAUCAACCGCGCCUCCCCAGGGAUUUGAGUCGUUUUCAAACACGUCGGCGGCUGCUGUUCGUGCAGUCUGCCUUUGUUCAGACUAUUCAUUCAUCGCCUACGGAGGACUUGCUGGAGCAGAUUAUACGACACGAGCAACGCUCUGCCAUAUGCGCACAGGUCUGUAUGGUGAGCACAUCGAUGUUCCCUAUGCCUUUGCAGCUUUGAAGUUGGUUUUGGACGCUCCAACUAGUGACCGCAUUCGGCAAAUGUACCCCGGCCAUGGCGCACAGCCAGCUGCCCUGCCCGUUGGCGAUGGCGAUGGACCAGCGGUUAUCCCUCCUGCAGGCGGUGAUGGUGGACAGGCGGCUGCCCCGCCCUAUGACGACAACAAUCAGCCAGCUGCCGCCCCCACUGGCGAUGAUGAUGGACCACCAGGCUAUUCUUCCUCUAUUCCUACCCAAACUAGGAGUGGUCGGGUGUCCCGUCCACCAGCACGCUUCACGUAUAGGCGCGAUGGUCGGCACGCCGAUGAUGGCAGAAGACAUGGGUAAUA